UAUUAUGUCAAUGGUUCGGACGUACACAUUCAGCGACAAGCGUAUGGAUUAAAAAAAUUAAAAUGGCUAGCGAAGUUGAAGAUACUUUAAAACGCAUUCAAUCGCACCGUGGAGUCAUCGGUACAAUUGUAGUAAAUAACGAAGGCAUUCCUAUUAAGUCAACUUUGGACAAUUCAACUUCGGUCCAAUACGCUGGAUUGAUACAACAGUUAGCUGAUAAAGCUAGGAGUGUUGUGAGAGAUUUGGAUCCAUCUAACGAUUUGAUGUUCUUGAGGAUGCGUACUAAAAAACAUGAGAUAAUGGUGGCUCCAGAUAAAGAUUUCAUUAUGAUCGUUAUUCAAAACCCAACAGAAGCACAGUCAUAAGAAAACAAUUUUGAAAUAUUAUAGCAAAUCAUAAAAUACACUUAAAUUUAAAUCUAAAUAACAUCCAAAAAUAGAAAUUUGUAAAUAAUAUUAUAGAUAAUUACAAAUAAUAUUGUACAUAUUAAAUAUUGAUUUUUAUAAUUUUAUAUAAUGCAUACAAGAUUUUAAUUUUAUAUUUUCUUCUAAAACUAUUUAUUUGUUUUUAUGAAUCCAGAUAUAUAAUUGUUCUCAAUUGAACAUUAUCUAUGUCUGCAUGUCAGUUGUUUACGAUAUUUCAAUAUUUAAGAAUGAUUGUCAACAGUUGGUAUGAGUACCUAUAAUAAAUUAUUGAAAUUUUAAAAAUCCCUAAAUUUUUUCUUUGUUAAAAAAUUAAAAUAUCCUAUACAACCGACAUAAAAACACAUAUUACAGAUAAUAUUCUUUCCUUUAAUUUUGCUGAUAACUAAUAGGUAAACCUCACUCUGACAGCACAAGCCUACUAACCGAAAAUUAUUUAUGUUGUAUUUUUCGCGGUUUUUUGUCCUUAUAACACAGGGUAGUAGGACACAAAGAUACUGUAUGUUGUUUCUUUAUUCAUAUUUUGUAUUAUUAAAAAUGUUUUUUAAUAUUUCAAGUAUUUUGUUUAUUUUGGGUAUUAUGUUGUUUAUACAUUUAUUUUAUGCAUUUAAUAUAUUUUAUAGUGGACUAGUGGCCUAGUGGCAUUGAUAGAGAUUGAAGACCAUUAGAUACUUUAUAAUACUUAAAAUAAUAAGCAAAAUAUAACUGCAAUAAGAGCAAAAAAUAAAACCAAAAA
Acyrthosiphon pisum (pea aphid) is the source of this 1158-nucleotide messenger RNA. RefSeq names its product dynein light chain roadblock (gene robl). Gene Ontology annotation, cellular component: cytoplasmic dynein complex. Gene Ontology annotation, biological process: microtubule-based movement. The record is from RefSeq and is marked provisional. NCBI's taxonomy places the organism in Eukaryota, Metazoa, Arthropoda, Insecta, Hemiptera, Aphididae.